This is a messenger RNA of Cryptococcus amylolentus CBS 6039, 996 nucleotides long. RefSeq lists its product as hypothetical. Gene Ontology annotation, cellular component: mitochondrion. The transcript is spliced from 2 exons. Bases 1 to 996 code for a protein of 331 amino acids. Gene Ontology annotation, biological process: mitochondrial electron transport, NADH to ubiquinone; mitochondrial respiratory chain complex I assembly. The record is from RefSeq and is a predicted model, not a curated record. Lineage: Eukaryota; Fungi; Basidiomycota; Tremellomycetes; Tremellales; Cryptococcaceae.
AUGGACAUCCACCCCCAGACAGGGCCGCAGACCCUCUUCUCCUUCGCCUCCGCCCAUCCCCCCGUAGACCCCCCCACCCAUUUCUCCACAGGCUCGGACGCACAGCUCGGCGGCCUCACCACCGCCGAGCUCGCCCUCGUGCCCUCCCAGCCCCUCGCAGAGCCCACAGCCUCGUCCGAGCCCCAAUAUUCCCACAUGGCGUUCUAUGGGUACAUGUCCACUGCUGUGCCUCCAGAGCAUGCUGGCAAGAUCAGGACGGGAUUUGCUGGCUUUAGGAAUGUGUCGAGGAGCACGCUCUUUGGGCAGGAUACCUGGGAUCUUGACCUCGCGACGCAUCUCAAGGUCACCGUCGGGUACCGCGGCUGGGAGGGGUGGAGGAACCGAUGGGUCGUCAACAUCGGUGUCGACGACCGCCCCAGGACCGACAUCUUCCAACACCGAUUGGAACUCGCCCCCUCCGCCCUGUCUGGCCCCUCCAAGACUCCCCUCGAUCCCCUUUCUCCUCCCCUGCCCACAUUCACCACCCUCCACCUCCCCCUCUCCUCCUUCGUGCUCAUCAAGAAGGGCGUCGUCUCGCCCCAGCCCGUGUCCAUGACGCUGUCCCAGAUCAGGACUGUCGGUUUCGCUCUUCUCGGCCGAGACCGUGAUGACAAUGCUGCUGCUCCUGGAGAGGCGCCGGCGGGCAAGGGCGUGGAGGGUAUCACGCUGGGAGGAUGGGGCAAGGGAAAAGUCAGUGAAGCAGAGGACGACCCGGAGCUGAGGCAGAUGCUCGAGGAAGACAGGCUUUUGGGCCCGGAUGCCAGCGCGGGUUCAUCCAUGACCAAUCCUCCCAAACCUCGAUCCAACAGUGGUUACCACCGAGCCAGCGCUGCCGCUGCCUCGGCGCCUGUGGCAGAUGAGGUCGAAGACGGUGUGAGGGAGGGGUACUAUGAGCUUUCUGUUAAGAGCGUCGAGGCUGUCAAGUGGGAUCCCGAGCUCGAUGAGCCCGGGCAGUAG